Molecule: messenger RNA, 318 nt
Organism: Rotaria socialis
Lineage: Eukaryota; Metazoa; Rotifera; Eurotatoria; Philodinida; Philodinidae
Source: the annotation of a GenBank genome assembly
AUGUCAGGAACACAAAUUGUCAAUAAUUUUAAUGGUUUAGCAGAUGGAACACAAUUUAUCCGAUAUCGAAAUUCAGAUUAUUUUGUUGGACUUGCUUAUACGAAAGUGUCGUGUAAUGAAUAUGACUAUUUCUAUCGACCUCAUGUCAUUCUUUUAUCAACUAUUUUAGAACAAUGCCAUUUAGUAUAUGUUAGUGAGCCUAUACUGUUGGAUGAUAUUCCGAUGUUAGAUUCAUUUUCAAGAUUGCAUGAUAAAAAUACAUCAAAUUUCUGCUAUGGAACUAUUCCAAAGUUAGUUUCUGAAUCGCUUAUGAGUUGA